UCUCUCUCUCUCUCUCUAAAUAUACCCACCUUUCCUUCAAUUCUUCUCUCCAAUUCUCUCACAAUUAAUACAGCCCUUUCUUUGAGAGAGCAGAGCAGAGAGCUGAGAGAUAUGAGUAGUAGUAGUAGUAAAGCUAAAAGUGGUAAUUCAUCAUCAAGUAAUGGUGGUGGUGGGCCUUGCGGCGCUUGCAAGUUCCUUCGGCGGAAGUGCGUAAAAGGAUGCGUGUUUGCGCCAUUCUUCGACUCGGAGCAAGGCGCCGCACAGUUCGCGGCGGUGCACAAGGUGUUCGGCGCCAGCAAUGCGUCCAAGAUGCUGCUGAGAAUUCCACCGCAGAAGCGCCUCGACGCUGCCCUCACCCUCUGCUACGAGGCUCUCGCUCGCCUCAGAGACCCCGUCUAUGGCUGCGCCGCACACAUCCUCGACCUCCAACACCAGGUGGUGAAUUUGCAGGCAGAGUUAGCGUUGGUGCAAGCCCAGCUUUUUACAUGGCAGAUGCAGCGUGCGUCUUCCUCCUCUUCCUCUUCUUCUUCUUCUUCUUCUUCUUGGGGGCCAACAACGGAUAAUUAUCUUCAUCAGUCAUCGCUAUCUCUCAUGCUGUCGGCUUGCGCUUGCGCAUGCGAUGGAUCGUCCGCACUUUUCAAUCCUUCAUCCUCGUCCAUGGAACUUGAACUGGCAGCCGCCGCUGGUGGUUUCUGCAACCCUAUCAAUCAAGAAUUAAGCGAGCAAAAUGGCGAUGGCGAUGGCGAUGGAGGAGUUAUUAGUGUGUCGUCGAUCCUUGCUGCCUCCAAGUGUCUGCAUUGAUUAUUAAAAUAAAAUCAAACUAAUUCCUGAAUCAGAAGACUGACUGUUGUAACCUACCUACCUACCUACCCACCUACCAUGCAUGAACAUCAAUUGGACAUGUUAUUUUGCAUAUGCAUGCAUGCCAUAUAAUAUGUUGCUUGCUUCCAGUCUAAUGUUUGAAUCAAAUGUACCUGCAGGUGUCUCUUUUA
Diospyros lotus (date-plum) is the source of this 992-nucleotide messenger RNA. RefSeq names its product LOB domain-containing protein 19-like. The transcript is spliced from 2 exons. Gene Ontology annotation, cellular component: nucleus. NCBI's taxonomy places the organism in Eukaryota, Viridiplantae, Streptophyta, Magnoliopsida, Ericales, Ebenaceae. Bases 112 to 801 code for a protein of 229 amino acids. Gene Ontology annotation, biological process: hormone-mediated signaling pathway; positive regulation of DNA-templated transcription. The record is from RefSeq and is a predicted model, not a curated record.